Messenger RNA from Hydatigera taeniaeformis, 1041 nucleotides. Lineage: Eukaryota; Metazoa; Platyhelminthes; Cestoda; Cyclophyllidea; Taeniidae. The record is from the annotation of a GenBank genome assembly.
AUGUACUUAGCCAAACCUGAAGAACUCAGGGCUCAACGCGCUGUGGCCAGCUGGAGACGACCACGAAAUCCGUUUUGGAUGAACCUUCGUCUGAUGGACGCAGAAAAGGGCUAUGAGCGAUAUGGUCGACGGCUGGCGGCAGAGCUAAAUACCAAGUGGACCGAGUACUGGACCUUCCUAGAUGAUUUCGCUGAUCUGCGAUCAGAUUACGGCCUUGGUCUCCUCAACGACUAUCUGGCGCAAUUCUACGUCUCUGACAAAAAAACCCAACAAUCCUCCCCUGCCACACACGGUUCUUUCCCGUAUCGACUUCCUGACCUCGAUGGGAGCAUACAGGAGUCCAUCCCCAAAAGAACUCCUAGCAAGCGCGUCAAAUGUGAGCAGAAUGGCGCUUCAGCAAUGCUAUCAAAUGCCAAGGAGAAACUCUGUCCCUGGACUGCCUACAGGGAGGACAACAACCCAGAGCACGUUUCCUCAGAUAGUUUCGAGGGAUCUUCCUCCUCAUCAACGUCAUCUUCCUCCGGCAAUUCUUCCAUUGAUGUUGAUCCAAAAGCCCUUUCGCCGAAGCAGAUGUCGCCGGUAAUUGGGAUGCUAAACAACUUCAUAGUUUCCUCUCCGCUGCGUCUCAUUUUGCCCCCAUCCUGCGCUAGUGGCAGCAGCCCGACCAUCUCGCGGCCAGAGAAACGCAUCUCCAUGUUUUCUCACGGUGAAGCCGUCACUAGUACCACACUACGACGCAUUCCUCUGGCACCAUCUCAAAAAACGCCGUCGACAAUGCAAAAAUCAGCGCGCAGGCACGUCAUUGACGGUAUGUGGCCGAGUCUUCUAGACGCCCGGACACCAGACAGAGGAGGCCGCACAAAAUACCUGCAGGCUUCUAUCACGCCUGCGGAAAUUAGUGUCCGCAAUGCACUCAACUGUGAUGUUGCACCCAAUGAGAGCUCCAACCGAAAUGGGUUGAAGGAGGAUAGAGUGGAUCUCGAAAAUUACCCCUUUGUGAAGCAGUGGAAACGAGAACUGGACCUAUCAUUACAGCAUUGA